CGGAAAAAGGAGGUAAGAUGCCUAUCCCUGUCCCUCUCGUUGGGCUCCUCAUCUCAAGAGGAACAAACAAGAGCAAACUCGGUGUCGAGCGGCGCCAACCCGGACUCAAGCCCUGGAGGCCCGGGAAGGCCGCCUGCGGAGGAGCCCCCGCAGACGCCAUACUAAAAGCCAAAAUGGCUGCCCCGAGGAGGCCCGCACCGCGUAGCUAGUGAAGGCUGGGGAGCAAGCUUCUGCGGGAAAGAGGGAGGGGAACUCCAGGAAAGCCGUUGAGAAGACUAUCACACCCUGAGCAGCACAGGUUCCAAUUACAGCCAUCUCUUAUAUAACUUUUUAACUAUAUUUGGAAAAGUACUGGCCAGGAAAUAAAAAUGAUAAAAUUUUUCCUCAUGGUGAAUAAACAAGGGCAGACGCGACUUUCUAAGUACUAUGAACAUGUGGAUGUUAAUAAGCGUACACUUCUGGAAACAGAAGUCAUAAAGAGCUGUCUCUCUCGAUCCAAUGAACAAUGCUCUUUCAUUGAAUUUAAGGAUUUUAAGCUGAUAUAUCGGCAGUAUGCAGCUCUCUUCAUUGUAGUUGGAGUAAAUGACACUGAGAACGAGAUGGCUAUUUAUGAAUUCAUUCAUAACUUUGUGGAAGUUUUAGAUGAGUAUUUCAGCCGAGUGAGUGAAUUAGAUAUAAUGUUUAAUUUAGAUAAAGUACAUAUCAUUUUGGAUGAGAUGGUGUUAAAUGGCUGCAUUGUGGAAACUAACAGGGCAAGAAUUCUUGCCCCUCUACUAAUUCUUGAUAAGAUGUCAGAAAGCUGAAAGGAAGUCUCUUUCAGACAACAUGGAUUUAUCAGAAAUGUGAGUACCAUGGAAUACAUCUCAACAUUUGUAAUCCAGAAGAAUCUGGAAGACCACAAUUAUAAAAUGGGAUAUCCUUCCAAAGACAUUAUAAAUAGGUGUUUUCCACAGUUUCUAAAACCAGAACUGUACUUUAAAAUAUGAACAAAGAAAAUUUUUUUUCUAAACUGAGAGAGAUGUUUUAUUUUCUAAUUGUAAACAUAACUUUCCUACUUCUUUAAAUUCUGUUGAGCACCUAAGGAACACUUCUUGGUCUAUGCUUCUUUUUGCAAGUUGAAUUCAGGAAUAGGAGGAUGGUAGUGAGAAGAAAGUACGCAGUUUUCUGUCAGCCAAGGAAGUUUUAAAAUUUAAACACAGA
Molecule: messenger RNA, 1200 nt
Organism: Sapajus apella (tufted capuchin)
Lineage: Eukaryota; Metazoa; Chordata; Mammalia; Primates; Cebidae
Gene: AP4S1
Product: adaptor related protein complex 4 subunit sigma 1
Exons: 6
Coding region: 369-803 (144 amino acids)
Biological process (GO): vesicle-mediated transport; protein transport
Cellular component (GO): intracellular membrane-bounded organelle
Source: RefSeq, a predicted model, not a curated record